AUGGAAUCUAUGACGGAACCGCAAAAAGCAAAUGAGACUUCCGCUAGCAGCUUGGGUCUGGGAGCUGCUCUUGCAGUGGCCUACGAUUUGACAGAAGAUCCUAAUUUUUCCCAACCUAGCUACAUUCAUCCCGAAACCACCAGUGUGCCUCUACCCUCCAUGGCUCCCCAAUCCGGAGUUAUAGUUCUUUCAAAAAAUCCCUACUAUCCUGCUUUUUCGGCCCAGUCCCAACCUGUCCGAUAUCAUGCCGGUGAUCCCUAUUGGGCUGUUUCUGGCUGUCCACAAGUAACACAGCAGCAUCCACAGCAACAAGUUCCUGUAACUUCUGCAGCUGCUCUUCCAAUGACAGCCUACCUCAAUCCUAUCCCUGUCUCUUCCCCCACUAGUUGUCCUCGUGGCUCGGAAAAUGGAUCAUUUUUCCUUCAGUCUGUUACUCAUCCUCCUUCCGCUUCUGCUACUACCAUAGCACCUUCUACAGCUGAUCCUACCGGCUAUGUGGAUGGUGGACCGGCUAGUGAGUCCACAAUGUCCACGGAUUCAAUGUUGUCGGUGCGUUCGGAUAGUAUCCCUACCUAUCCACCUGCUUCGGAGAUGGGAUACACGAUUAAAACUGUCUCCCAGGCCUCUGUUAUGCCCAAUGUUGGUCAUCAUGGUGGCAGCGGUGUUGCUAGCACCAGCAGUCUAAACAACAAUACUACUUCUUCCACCUCAACCAGUCGACGACAUGAGGAUCAGAGACAGGCGGCUGUUCCUUCCUCCGGUUCGGACGAUGGAUUGUAUGAAUUAUCAGAAGAGGAUGUCAAGGAGAUUGAUGACAUGCUCACCCAAAAUCCCCAAGUGACGUCCAGUCGACACUGGAAGUACUACGUCGAGACGAAUGAGUGGACUCGAGCCACAUGCGCCCUAAUGGCUUGCCUUUUUUCCCGUGAUCAGAUGGCCAAUUCCACCGUCUUGGGCCGCGGUGGCUCCCAACGCGAACGUUUGCCCACAAACCUUGUCGCCUACGUUGUCAGUAAGUCAACGAACCUAGGCUUAUUUAAACCACCACCACCACCACCACCACCACCACCACCACCACCACCACCACCACCACCACCA
This is a messenger RNA of Hydatigera taeniaeformis, 1098 nucleotides long. NCBI's taxonomy places the organism in Eukaryota, Metazoa, Platyhelminthes, Cestoda, Cyclophyllidea, Taeniidae. The record is from the annotation of a GenBank genome assembly.